Molecule: messenger RNA, 481 nt
Organism: Colletotrichum navitas
Lineage: Eukaryota; Fungi; Ascomycota; Sordariomycetes; Glomerellales; Glomerellaceae
Exons: 1
Coding region: 72-293 (73 amino acids)
Source: RefSeq, a predicted model, not a curated record
ACAUUUACAUCAACUCAAGCUUUUUAUCAACUCUACUUCUCUAUUCAACGUAUCCUCAUCUAACCAACACAAUGAACCCUAAAUCAAUCAUCACUCUCUUCUUUAUUGGCACUACCCUUGGUGCUACUAUUCCUCCAACAGAACCGAGUACCUCUCAUUUGGUGCAACGUAACGACAAAUACGAACGAUGCAUGGCGACCUGUUAUCAGUCUAUGGCCGGGAAGUACGACAAUGACAAGUUGCCUGCAUAUUGCACCAGCUUGUGCACCCGACUUCACGGCUCGCCUUGGUAGGCAUAACUGGGCUGCUAAGGGGAAAAUUAUUUAAUAGCAAAUACUGCUACUAUCUCAGGUGCCUAGGGGGGCACCAACGGGAGGGCUGCAGACGGAUAAACUAUAACCCAAAGGACACGUACAAGGGGAAUUUGCCGGAAUUAAGAAGUUAGGAGGAAGGUAGAUUGGAAUAAUUAUCACAAUUAAAC